AUGGCUGAUCAAGCAUGCCUAAUCGGUACCUUUUUUUAUGAAGCCAUUUUAACCUCUGUGAAAUCGGUACAAGAUGAAAAGCAGGGUAGAGUAAUAUGGAAAUCUAGCAUUAGAUUUUAUCAGCCAUUUGGGGAUCUGCUUAUGUGUUAUAUUCUCAAACCCUUCCAGGGUCAUUUGAUUCAUUUCGGCACAUACGGAAGUCUAUCGGAGAGCAAUAUUUUCCAGAACUUUGACGCUGAAACCGUAACUCUGGAAAGCACGGAUAACCGUUCCUUAAUUAAUAGGCGCUUUUCAGUUGCCAGCUCUGCUAGCUUUUUGACGGGACUCUCGAUUGAUGAACAGUUAGGGGAGCUGGAGUUGGGCAGUAUGAUUGAGACAAUUGAGGACGAUGAGGAUAAACAGCCACAGCAGCAAGUGAUUCAGACUGUAGACAAGACAACUGCAAGCUUAUGUAAUUCAGAUAAGCUAGGCAAAUUUCCAGUAGACUGCAAGUGGAGAGAAUCUAAUGAAAGCACUUCGGAGACCCUAUAUGAAUCACAUUGGGAAAAAGCUGUCAAUGAAGAGGCUUCAAAUCAACAAAAGAAUCAGGACCCAGAAAUUGACAGGCAGCUGACGGAUUCCAAAUUUGAAGAGGCCCCAGAGCUUAUGGCAGCUGAAGGCAUGCUAAUGAAGCCGAUCCUGCCAGAUGCAGUCAACAUAAACUCAGUUCCUCCAUUACUGAAGGCAUAG
This is a messenger RNA of Protopolystoma xenopodis, 729 nucleotides long. NCBI's taxonomy places the organism in Eukaryota, Metazoa, Platyhelminthes, Monogenea, Polystomatidea, Polystomatidae. The record is from the annotation of a GenBank genome assembly.